Messenger RNA from Closterium sp. NIES-65, 1521 nucleotides. The record is from the annotation of a GenBank genome assembly. NCBI's taxonomy places the organism in Eukaryota, Viridiplantae, Streptophyta, Zygnematophyceae, Desmidiales, Closteriaceae.
AUGCAGCAGUGGACGGGCGAGGGCGUGGGGUUCUCCCUCAUCGAAUCGGCUCUCGAGUUUGCAGUGCGGCGCGGCCCCCGGCUGCUGGCACAGAUGCAGAAGGAAGGGGGGAGAGAGGGGGGGAGAGACUGGGGCAGAGAGGGGAAGGGGAGGUGGGAGGUGGUGAGGGGGAGAGAUGGGAUACAGGAGAGGGAGGAGGAGAGGAGGGAAGGGAAGCAGGACGCAGCAGGGAGUGUGGGGAGCAAGGAUGCAGGCGCAAUUCUGGUGUUUAUGACGGGGUGGGAUGAUAUUAUUGGCAUGCGGGACAGGCUGAGGGAGCAUCCGCUGCUGGGGGAUGAAAGCCGGGUGCUGCUGCUGACAUGCCACGGCAGCAUGCCCAUCGAAGAGCAGGUGCGUGUGAGAUGGGCUGAGAAGCUCAUAAUCACCCCACCACCCCCAGGGGUUACUAAAGUCAUUCUAGCCACCAACAUGGCAGAGACAUCCAUCACCAUCAACGACAAGCUCAUACUCAACCUCCCUCCUCCCGGCAUCACCACCAAGGUCAUCGUAGCCAUCAGCAUGGCGGAAACCUCCAUCACCAUCAACGACGCCGUCACACAUUCAUUCCCCUCUCUUCGCCCCUUUCCUCCCCUAUCCAACUUUCCCAAGCAGAAGCUAAUAUUCAACCCGCCACCCGCAGGGGUGACCAAGGUCAUUCUAGCAACCAACAUGGCGGAAACCUCCAUCACCAUCAACGAUGUGGCCUUGGUCAUCGACACAGGAAAGGCCAAGGAAACUUCCUACGACGCAGUCAACAACGUGCCGUGUCUCCUCCCCCAGUGGGUCUCCAAGGCGUCUGUGAAGCAGAGGCGGGGGCGCGCGGGGAGAGUGCGGCCGGGCGUGUGUUUCCACCUGUAUCCGCGCCCGCUGUUUGCUGCUCUGCCGGACUAUGGCCAGCCGGAGCUGCUGAGGGCGCCGCUGCACUCGCUGUGCCUGCAGAUCAAGACUCUCGGCCUGGGGAACAUCGGGGAGUUCCUGGGGAAAGCCAUACAGCCGCCAGAGCCGCUAGCUCCGGAGCUGCUGCGGGCCAAUGCAAUAGAGCUGCUGCGGGCCAAUGCAAUAGAGCUGCUGCGGGCCAAUGCAAUAGAGCUGCUGCGGGCCAAUGCAAUAGAGCUGCUGCGGGCCAAUGCAAUAGAGCUGCUGCGGGCCAAUGCAAUAGAGCUGCUGCGGGCCAAUGCAAUAGAGCUGCUGCGGGCCAAUGCAAUAGAGCUGCUGGAGGAUGUGGACAAUGCCAUAGAGCUGCUGGAGGAUGUGGGGGCGCUGGACAAGGAUGAGAACCUCACACCGCUUGGUCGGCACCUCACAGCACUGCCCCUGGAGCCACGGGUGGGGAAGAUGCUGGUGAUGGCGGCGGUGCUCUCAUGUGUCAACCCUGUGCUCACUGUAGGAGCCACUCUCAGUGAAAGAGAGCCGUGGGUGCGACCAGCUGAUAAGCGAGAGGUGAGAAUGAGGCACGCAGAGGAGGGGGAGACGAGGGAGUGA